CUCCAUACCUGCAAUCUAUGCAGCACUAGUGGCAGAAGGGACGAACAUCCUUCCUCGCCGGCAGCGUCCUCUACCGACCAUGGAUACGGUGCUAUCGGAGUUUGUUCGCCAGACCGGCAUAGACCCCGGUCUCGGACAGGAUCUCCUCGAUGCGCAAAACUGGGACCUGCAGAGCGCGCUGAAGGCGUUCCGCCAGCUCAGCAACGAGGAUGGCGACGCCCGCCAGGGGUCGCCGGUGAUGAACGGCGAGCACGGCGGUGACGCGUCGUCACCUGAGGUCGACGUUAUCGAAGCGCCGAAUUGCGUCGCCGCGGCAAUCACCGUCGCCGACGACGACGAGUUUUUUGCGAACAAGAAGCUCGCGCGCGGCAUCUCGCGCGCCGUCGACAAUGUACGGCUGGUGUCGCGUGCGCGGACGGUGGUGGCACGCGAGAUCGAGGAGAGCGCGAUCGACAGCCUCGGGAAGGACAGCCCCGUCUACACGUUCAUUAUCCCGGACAUCACGGGAUUCGCCGACGAGUUCCGCGCGUUCCUCGAAAAGGACCUGAUUGAGACGUCGACGUUGGUCUCGCUCGAGCAGGGCGGCCGACUCAACUGGUGGGCAGACGCAGGUGUGAGUCAGCGUCUGUAUCCGCUCGUAACGACGGGCGACGGCAACUGUCUGUUGCAUGCGGCGUCUCUCGGCAUGUGGGGCUUCCACGACCGCCUGCUCACGCUCAGGAAGGCGCUCUACGCUACGCUCACCAAUCCCAGGUUUACGGACGCCUUCUACCGCAGAUGGCGCUAUCAGCAGUCGGUGCAGAACCUACAGGCAGGACUGGUUUACUGUGAAAGCGAGUGGGAGCGCGAGUGGGAAAGCAUACUCAAGCUGGCUUCGACCGAGCCGCGCUCAGGGACGCUGCGAAAGAUGAGUGCGUCGUCGAAGACGGGCGGCGCAGCUCUGUCUCCAACUUUGGAAUCUUCAGUGACGUACGAGAGCCUUGAGGAGUUUCAUGUGUUUGUUCUCGCUCACGUUCUCCACCGUUCGAUCAUCGUCGUCGCAGACACAAUGCUGAAGGAUGCGACAGCACUAGUGGCAGAAGGGACGAACAUCCUUCCUCGCCGGCAGCGUCCUCUACCGACCAUGGAUACGGUGCUAUCGGAGUUUGUUCGCCAGACCGGCAUAGACCCCGGUCUCGGACAGGAUCUCCUCGAUGCGCAAAACUGGGACCUGCAGAGCGCGCUGAAGGCGUUCCGCCAGCUCAGCAACGAGGAUGGCGACGCCCGCCAGGGGUCGCCGGUGAUGAACGGCGAGCACGGCGGUGACGCGUCGUCACCUGAGGUCGACGUUAUCGACGCGCCGAAUUGCGUCGCCGCGGCAAUCACCGUCGCCGACGACGACGAGUUUUUUGCGAACAAGAAGCUCGCGCGCGGCAUCUCGCGCGCCGUCGACAAUGUACGGCUGGUGUCGCGUGCGCGGACGGUGGUGGCACGCGAGAUCGAGGAGAGCGCGAUCGACAGCCUCGGGAAGGACAGCCCCGUCUACACGUUCAUUAUCCCGGACAUCACGGGAUUCGCCGACGAGUUCCGCGCGUUCCUCGAAAAGGACCUGAUUGAGACGUCGACGUUGGUCUCGCUCGAGCAGGGCGGCCGACUCAACUGGUGGGCAGACGCAGGUAAUGGCAGUCAGUUGCAUGUGCCAGCAGUAAUUGCUGACGUCACGAGCCCGCCAAGGAGCAAGAAUUAA
Priapulus caudatus is the source of this 1726-nucleotide messenger RNA. Its product is annotated as OTU domain-containing protein 7A-like. Gene Ontology annotation, cellular component: cytoplasm; nucleus. Gene Ontology annotation, biological process: protein K11-linked deubiquitination; protein K48-linked deubiquitination; mRNA transport. Lineage: Eukaryota; Metazoa; Priapulida; Priapulimorpha; Priapulimorphida; Priapulidae. Bases 80 to 1726 code for a protein of 548 amino acids. The record is from RefSeq and is a predicted model, not a curated record. Gene Ontology annotation, molecular function: cysteine-type deubiquitinase activity; K63-linked polyubiquitin modification-dependent protein binding. The transcript has 5 exons.